AUGACUGUCACGCGCUCCCAAACGGGGAAGACCCCCAAGAAAAUGGAGCGCCCUGGCUUCGUCGAGACCCCUCACCGUCGAGUCACUCGCAGCAGCGCAUUGGCAUCAGAUACAAAUACGGAUGAUGCAUCCGACUCGGCGAUGGAGGCCCGAGGAAGAUCUAAGGCCGCGACUCGCAGGCGCACCUCAGUCAGGGAGACAAGUACCAACCCCGACGACGAGGCCGAGGCCAUUGCGACGAAUGGACACGUCCACUCUUCUCAGAAAAAGCCCCGGAUAGUUGACGGAUGGGAAGAGGGAAAGGAUCCCAAAAUCGACUAUAGCGGGCAUUUUGAGUUUGGAGGCUCCUUUGGCGUGCUUUCCAUGAUGAUUGGAUUCCCGUUGCUGAUGUACUACAUGUGGAUUGGAGCCACCUAUUACGAUGGCAAGUUCCCCCGUCCUUCUGCUGGACAGAGCACGUGGGACUUUAUAGCGCACUUGGGCCACUUGGUGUAUGAGGGAGCGUUUCCAUCGCUCAAGGCAUGGACGAUUUAUUGGGUCUUCUUUAUCUUCGAGGGGGCGUGCUACUUGCUGCUUCCUGGCGUUACGGUUAUGGGCCGUCCUCUCCCAUACCUCGGGGGAAAGCAAUUGCCGUAUUACUGCUCUGCCGUAUGGUCCUUUUACACCAGCAUUGUACUGGCUUUGCUCCUCCAUGUUACCGGUAUUUUCAAGCUCUACACUAUUAUUGACGAGUUCGGCCCUCUCCUGAGUGUCGCUAUUCUCUCCGGAUUUCUGGUUUCUUUUGCUGCCUACUUCUCGGCCUUGGCUCGUGGCGCAGAGCAUCGUAUGACUGGGUAUCCCAUCUAUGACUUUUUCAUGGGCGCUGAACUGAACCCCCGGAUGUUCGGCAUUCUGGAUUUCAAGAUGUUUUUCGAAGUCCGCCUACCUUGGUACAUUCUUCUGUUUGUUACCAUGGGUGCUGCGGCCCGACAGUACGAAAUCUAUGGAUAUGUUUCCGGCGAGGUUGGGUUCCUCUUGCUGGCGCAUUUUCUUUAUGCCAAUGCCUGCUCUAAGGGUGAAGAGUGCAUCGUGUCAACUUGGGACAUGUACUAUGAAAAAUGGGGCUUCAUGUUGAUCUUCUGGAAUCUUGCCGGUGUCCCUCUUAGUUACUGCCACUGCACGAUAUACCUUGCAAACCAUGACCCGGCCACCUAUUACUGGAACCGCUACUUCUUGGUGGCCCUCUACGUCGCGUAUCUCUUCGUGUACUGGGUUUGGGAUACAACCAACAGCCAGAAGAAUCGUUUCCGCCAGCAGGAGCGUGGCACUAUGGUAUCCCGGAAUACAUUCCCCCAGUUGCCAUGGCAGACGGUGGAAAACCCCAAGACGAUCACUGCUGCGGACGGCUCGAAGAUCCUGGUCGACGGCUGGUACGGGAAGGCUCGGAAGAUUCACUACACUUGUGAUCUCUUCUUUGCCUUGAACUGGGGCCUUAUCACCGGGUUUAAUAGCCCAUUCCCUUGGUUCUAUCCGGUCUUCUUUGCUUGCAUGAUUAGCCACCGUGCCAUGCGUGAUAUCCAGCGUUGCCGGAACAAGUACGGUGAAGCAUGGACGCAGUAUGAGAAACAAGUCCCCUACUUGUUUAUUCCCGAAUUUGGCUUUGAGAAACCUCCGAACUAUCUCUUGUCGCUCCCCACGUGUAAUGGUCGGAUCGGUGCAACGGGUAUGUGCCUCGGUGGACAUCUGGCGUAUCGCUGUGCGUUGGACAGCCGAGUGAAGGCAGCGGUGUGUUACUUUGCUACCGACAUCCAUAGCAAGACCUUGGCGGAGGGCAAAAAUGACGAUAGCUUGGCGAGGGCCAGCGAUAUCAAGGGAGAACUACUGAUGAUCUUCGGAAAGAACGACAAUCAUGUCCCACCCGAGGGAAGGGAUUUGAUCCGGAAGACGCUCCACGGCAAGGGAGUGUUAUUUAGUUUUUACGAGGUGGCUUGGGCGCAGCAUGCGUUUAUCCGCGAUGAGCUCAGCAAGGGACGAUAUGACCCCGCCAUUAGCAAGGUGUGCUUCGAGAUGCUGGUGGAACUGUUUGGACGAACCUUAAAGCUGGACUUGGGGGAGCAUGAUGGGAAGAAAUUGGAGAUAGAGGAUGUGUGCUGA
Molecule: messenger RNA, 2133 nt
Organism: Aspergillus tanneri
Lineage: Eukaryota; Fungi; Ascomycota; Eurotiomycetes; Eurotiales; Aspergillaceae
Product: C-24(28) sterol reductase
Exons: 8
Coding region: 1-2133 (710 amino acids)
Biological process (GO): ergosterol biosynthetic process
Cellular component (GO): endoplasmic reticulum membrane
Molecular function (GO): hydrolase activity; Delta24(24-1) sterol reductase activity
Source: RefSeq, a predicted model, not a curated record